AUGGCGCACCCGCUGUGCUGGCCUGGAAAAUAUUUCUUUUAUCCUAUCGGGAACACUUCUGCAGUCUGCUUGACGAGGGAUCUACCUCUCGAAGAACCUGCGAAAAUCCUGUUACUUGGAUGUGGAGAUCCCAGAAACGUUCUGUACACCAUUUUUUGCCGGUCGCUCGAUUUUACUUGCUGUGAUAUUGAUCCAGCAAUAUUGGCACGCAAUGUCAUCUUGCUCACGAUGGUCAUCGAUCAGCAGCCUAUGGAAACUGUCUGGAAUGUCUUCUUUCAUAUGUACCUGGACAAACUUUCGCAUUCGACAUUCAUCGAUCACUGCCAGAAAUUGAUCAAUCAUUCCGACACUCUCCACAGUUGGAAUGCUUCCACCUAUGGGUCCUCCAUCAAAAUGUGCACAGAGUACACGCUCCACGAGCUGCGGCGUCAUUGGUCUCUCUAUGUCGACAUGCCGAAUCUACCACGGCAACGGAUACAAGCCAUUCGUGACGCAUUUAAUAAGCAGUCGAAGUCAUCAACGAAUAUGUAUGGCUCCGUCUUGACAUCUGCCCGUUCGUCGGGCCCUCUUGUGAUUCAAGCAGCUCAGAUAUGCUCAGAACAAUUCAAGAAUUACUGGACGACCGGCGUCACCUUCACUGAUCGAAAGCUAGUCGCCGCCGCCAAUAUUCUGAACGCGACGUUUGCUUACUCCUUACAAGGAGAGGGCUGCAAUGUCCAUUAUGGAACAGAUCCACUCAUCCCAUUCCACCUUGCAGCUCUCUUCGGCAGUGCGAAGCGAUCAGUUUCUGUUGCAGAUCUUACGAAGGCCGCCCAGGCCGAGUUCAGCGAUUGGUGCUCAGCUUAUAAGAGUGCGAUCUCUACUACAUCUAGCGCUCCCAUCAUUCGUUUCAUUGUGGGCGAAGCUACGGUCGUCUGCCGAGCCCUCAAAUCCUUUGCCACAACGAGGACGCUCAAUUUGUCUAUCCCUGUUUCACAAUGGAAGACACAGACAAUCCAACUAAGCCCGGACGAAUACGUGUCUCAGCCAGAUGUUGCCCCGGCAACAUUCAAUGUUAUUGAGACGUCUAAUCUGCAUGACCAUAUUGGCCUUCUGAAUGUUUUAAUCGCUGCAAUUCCCCUUCUCUCAACCUCCUCACUCUCGAGUGUCCUUUAUACAGAGUCCCUCCUGUUUCGCGGUCAAGAUGCGACGAAGGAGUUCUCGGAACAUCUUUAUGCGGAUAUCACGACUAUGGCUCUCCUCCUGGGCUUAUGUCCUGUUGACUAUCUUUCUGGCUAUACUACUCGAUCAAACACGCACGAAUUGACGAUGUACACGGUGAUUGCCAAAGGAAAGGAUGCUCACCAAUUUCACCAAGUAACAACUUGGAAGUCUCCUACUUCUAGCAACGCCCUCACUAUCCCUAGCAGAGCUGCGUUCAGACCCCCAGCCUUCGACUCGCACCAAUUGGGAACUCUCUUGUAUGAUAUAUACCACCAGCUUUUCGAACAAGAGGAUUCUAUGCACUUCUUGAGGCUUAAUCAGCAAAACUUGCUGAAAGCCGUUUCCAGCUCGAAUCUCAUCCAUUACAUGCGAGAGAGCUUUGUGCUAUUCCUUAAACUCGUCAGAGAGAGGCUUGGAAUUUCUGCGCAGCAGUGGAUGGAUGUAAUGGACAGGUUCUUCAACCUCGAGGACGCGGAUCAGACUCUCCCGAUGGAUACGGUCAACUACAAUGAUCUAUGCGCGCAGUUAUACCGCCAUGGCGUACAUAAAGUGCCCUUUUACAACACGGAGCUUCCCAAAAUUGGUAGAUUUGUACUCUGGGAUAGCGUUCCUCCCGUAGUUCGGAUCAUCUUUGCUGUCCCCCGGGACAAUUUGGCAGCUUUGGAGGACACCUUGAAUAAAGCCGGCACCCCUCUGCUGCAGUGCGACGUGCGUGGUACUUGGUCUCAUAACACCUUCACAUCAGUAUAUGUGGCAUUCGGAGCCGUUGUUUCAAUGGGCACAUCAACUCAACCGCGCGUAGUGCUCAACGAAGAUGCGGCUGGAUGGAAGGGCACAUCUUCACUUAUAGUAUCCUUCGCAAUACCCGCACAGCUCUUGACAUUGAUUGAACCUCCCGAAAAUCUCAACGUGUGCUUGUCCGUCCGAAGCACACCCGCCACGGUAGCCUUGAUACCAAAGCUGGGCAUGAGUCUCUGCCUAUUCAGCGCCAAAUUGAUGGAUACGUCCCUGGUCCAUGUAUUACCUGAACCGCCAUUACCCUACAGAGAACCUAUGGUCUUCCCUCCCAGUCCUGCACUGUCGGCUACGGAUCGUUCGCUUCGAAUAGGCCAGCCGGGCACGGUGUUCGUGGAGUUGGACGAAGAGUGCGAGUUCGUCACUUCUUUGACCGCCAGAAUCCCCAUCGAGAACGAAGAAGUAAAGCGUUUGUUCAGGUCCCAGUCCACACCUAAGGUCAUGCAGGUAUCUUCCUGCAUCAUGAGAGCCACUAUCGGCGGCCAUACUGAAGAUGUCAUAUAUCCUUUCCCCAUUGUCGGGAGCCGCAAUAAGCUCCGCCUUGCCCGCAAGUCGUUGUAUAUUGAAAUUGUCGUUCCUGUGUCAGGGCCUUUCAAGAAUGAUGGAGUGAAGCUCAAUCUCUUUGCAGUAAACAGGACAGGUGGUCUUCUGAACCCCUGGAACAUUCAUCGCCUAAAUUUGACUCGUCUCCCAAUCCUUGAUAUCAAGGCACCACAAAUCGAUCGGUGGCUCAACCCUCACAUCGGAUCGAUGUUGUCUUCCCGUGAACGCUCCAUGAGGAAGAAACACGAUUAUACGGAUCCUUUGGUAUUAGUCAAGGACACAUUGCAUAGCAUAUUUGUCCGAUCUUCAGGCAUCCAGGGCGGAGCUCCACAAAAAGUCUUCGCCUUGAGAGAUGAUGCAACAAACAAUUGCGACACCGUCUUCUUUGUUGGCGAUCUACGAUAUGAUCUGCACUCUCACACCAUGGUCUGCGACGGAUAUGUGCUCCCCCUCACCGAAGAACUCAUGUCAAGGAUCAUAAGCUUCUUUAGCGCCCUUGUACAGAAAGGCAAUAUCGCGAAUAUCACUGUUUCUGGAAAUGGCAUGAAGGCUUGGAAGCAAUUACUACCUGCGUUUGUCGAGCGCUGCCGGUCCUCGUGGACGCAUGGGGCCAACUGCGAGUACAAGUCACAGAACAAGAUUCCACUCACGGAAAUUAUGGAGGCAGAUCCGCUAUGCAGUUGUGGCAGGGGGAAGGACGUAGAGGGCAUGGCCAAAGUCGCUCUCUGGAGCAAGCUAGCGCCAUAUGUGACCAGGGUCGCGCUGUCCCCUCUUUUUGCCGUUUCAUAUCUCGAAACGAUUGGUAGAGACCCGUCAGCUCACAGGUGCUACUCAUGCAGGGGGAAAGGUAAGCCGAAGAUCAAGACGUGUAAAAUAUGCAAGAAAGUACGGUACUGUUCCGAGGAGUGUCAGAAGAAAGAUUGGAAGAGCCACAAAAGGGUAUGCAAACCGAGUGCUUAA
Heterobasidion irregulare TC 32-1 is the source of this 3501-nucleotide messenger RNA. RefSeq lists its product as uncharacterized. The record is from RefSeq and is a predicted model, not a curated record. Gene Ontology annotation, cellular component: nucleus. Bases 1 to 3501 code for a protein of 1166 amino acids. Lineage: Eukaryota; Fungi; Basidiomycota; Agaricomycetes; Russulales; Bondarzewiaceae. Gene Ontology annotation, biological process: regulation of transcription by RNA polymerase II. Gene Ontology annotation, molecular function: DNA-binding transcription factor activity, RNA polymerase II-specific. The transcript is spliced from 4 exons.